UUGAUUUAUUUUCACAAUUAUAGUAAUCACUUCCUAUCUCCGACGCCACCUUAACUCCGCCGCCUGAGUCCGCCAUUUUACUCCUCCCUUUUCCGAUUGCUCGAGCUCCUCUUCCCCUAAGCCUCAGACCCGCAAGUAUUGCUUGAAAUACAAGAUCGGUAUUGCAUUUUGCGACACGGCGCGUCAUUCAAUCCACAAAGGAUCCAGCUGUAAGUCCUUUGAGCAUUUGCAGUCGGGUUACCUUUUUAAGGUUGUUUUGAUAGGGGAUUCCGGCGUCGAGUUCGCCACCAGAAGUUUGGCCGUCGACGGGAAACUGAUCAAGGCUCAGAUUUGGGACACUGAGGUAUCCAUUUCAACUGACGAGAAACAUGAAAUGCUUUGAGUGGUUACUCGCAUGCUCUCUGAUCACGCUACUUAGUAGUCCAUCAUACAGUUAUGGAAAUGUGAUGAACGAUAAAGUUUUGCGUGUUGGCGAGGAGCUUUUCAAGGAAACGUUGCCGCUACAAAGUGGUGCUCGCCUGUACCACUUGCAAGGAUUAAAACCCCAGACGUGGUAUGAAGUGAAGAUAUCAUAUCCUGCUUCUAUACCCGCCAGUUUUUCUUUGCAACUAGAAAGAGGCACUCCGGAGUUGGGUCUGAAUCAAGGAAGAAAAUUGCUCAAUACUGAGAAGAUAAUUUUCAAGACAGACGGAAUCACCUCACUGAUUGAACGGGGCGAUAUGUCUGUUCUCGUGAACGUGAAACCUGAAGGAGUUGUCGCAAUACCAGGGAAGCAGGAAAUGGAAUAUGUCAUAUUUAAUAUAGUUUGUGACGAACUAUUGCUGGGUAUUCCCCAUGAGGCUUGGUACGUCGUAGUUUUCAUAUUGAUUGGUUUGGUGUUGGCUUUUGUGGUUCCUUCCUAUCUCCCUGCGUUCUUGCUGCCAAAAGAUGGUAGACAACCAUUGUUUGAUCAUACUGUCACCAAGGCUUCAUGAAGCCGUCUCUUUUCAAGAUAAUUUGAUUGAGGUGGAUGAUUUGGCUUCACAUUUUAGCUUAGAUUUAUGCAAAAUAUGUUUUGGAUGUAGUUUGACAUUAAAUAUUUUUUAUUAAAAUAGUCUAUAAUGGGUGGUUUUAUAUUCUA
Molecule: messenger RNA, 1120 nt
Organism: Salvia miltiorrhiza (redroot sage)
Lineage: Eukaryota; Viridiplantae; Streptophyta; Magnoliopsida; Lamiales; Lamiaceae
Exons: 7
Coding region: 369-974 (201 amino acids)
Source: RefSeq, a predicted model, not a curated record